AUAAACAAAAACUAGCGAAAAUUGAAGAAGACUUUGAACACGACACAACGAAGAAAACUCGAUCAAAAUUAUAAACUCAAAAACUACACAAACAUAAGAACCCAGAAGGAGUGUUAUUUUUACGUCACAGCAUACAACUCUACCACUUUCUCUUUCAUCAUCAAUCCAACGUUUGCUACACCGUAGAAGCUGUACGAGGAGCUUGUCGUCUAAGGAAUGUCGCAAUCUCUGUUGCAGCAAGAGCAAGGCAUCAAGACCGCCGAGGGGGGUGGUGUACCUCAGAAGACGGAACACCACCACCACCGCCGCAGUCACGACGGAGCGCACGUUCCGAACCACUUCAAACACCACGGCAAGCACAAGCACCACCACCACAAGCACAAGCACCACGGGCAGCAGGACGAUUCCGCCUUUCUGCAGCGCGACAACAAGGCGACACCUGCGGCGGCGCCGGACCAGGCGGGCGGCGCCGCAACCGCGCCCAUGAGCGGGUCGGUGCCAGGACCUGCGGACGCGGGGGCCGCUGGAGGAGCGGCGGCUGCGAACAACCCCGGUGCUGGUGCGGCUUACGGGCAGCAGCCGCCGCCGGAACUACAGCAGCCCGCUGCGAAUGCUGCUGAUGCGCCGCUGCCUCCCGCGGGGCCGGGCUCCUUUUACAACCCCCCGCCCGCCAUGCAAGACGGCGCGCCGCUGCAGCAGCCCCCUCCGGGCCCGGGUACGCCGAUGCCGGGCGAGCAGUUCCCGGCGAACAAUUGGGGGCAGCAGUAUAACCAACCCGGGGGGCAACCGCUGCCCUACAACCCGCAGUACAAUCCGCAGUACAAUCCGCAGCUGAAUUACCAGGACUACGCGCUGCAGCAGCAGCUUCUCCAGCAGCAGCUCCUUCAGCAGCAGUACCAGCAGCAGAACAACUUUCAGCAGCAGAACAACAACAAUAACUACCCGCCGCAGAUGCCCCCGCCGGAGUUUGCCGCUGCAGCGGCCCAGCAGAAUGCGGGCAACAACUACCCGCCGCAGCAGCUCCCGCCGAAUUACCUGCCGCCGGAGUACGCGAACGCAGCUGCGCAGAAUGCUGGCAACACCUACCCGCCACAGCAGCUGCUGCCCUCGAUAUCCUGAGUAAAAACGUACCCACACCAGAGUCAGAAUGGGGAUUUUGCAACACAAACCUAGGAGUUUUGUGAGUCACGCAUGACAAGUUGCACUCUGCAGUGUAGUGCAGGUUAGCAAGUGCAGCCGCGUCACAGAUUCAUCUGCUCAUCCUGUUCACAGCAUCACAAAUUCCAAAACACGAUUGGAAAUGGCUCUCAUGUUGAUGCGCAUUACAAGUCUUCCUGUCUUUGCAAAUCUGCAUUACAACUGCUCGGCUGUCCCCCACUUCUUAGAUUGUCGUCAAAGAUUAGAGUAGUGCUAUUCCAUUACCGCCUUCGCGAUAUUUUUUUAGCGGACCCCGCACAUUAUCCCUGAUGCGUUUCCCGCUUAGUAUUGAAUGUCUUUGACUCAAACACAUAAACGCGCCUUGCUACGGCACACCUCAUCUGCCUAGUCGCCCCUAGGUAGGUGCAGGAAUUUUCUGUGUGGGCUUUUUGUGCUGAAUUAUUCCAACAGGGGCUGCGUUUUUUUUUUCUGCCUUGCCAGCAGAGUUGUACAGAUGGGGGGGAAUUGACGGAAAUGGAGCGAGACCUUGGUGACGGACCAGACGACAAGAGCGGAAAUGGUACAAAUCAAAAAAAAAAGAUGGUGUACACGCGCACUGCUUAACUGUGUGAAAGGUGUCGGCCCUGAUUGACCUGCUGCGGCAGGCAGGUGAAUUCGUAGAACUGCGUCACAUGUUAAGUAACGCCCACUGGCCUCCUAGAAGAAUAGUGAUGAAUUUAUAUGCGUUUUUUCAGCGUGGGGCCCAAUGAAAAAAAAAAAAAAUCUGCAUUACAACUCUGGUGUGGGUACGUUUUUACUCAGGAUACUCGAGCACGAAUUUUCAGCCGCCGCCUCCGAACUUCGAACAGCAGCCGCCGCUUGCAGCUCCUGCUCUAUCACAUGUAAAAAUGUCUGGGUCUGGAAGAUUGGAACUUGUGAUGCUGCGUCUGCAUUAUCCAAAAAUCUGUAUUGCAUGAACAGCAAAAGAGGCCUGGCUUUGGCCACGGCGAGAGGGCAUUUCUCAUGCGGUAUAGGCAUCAGAAUGCCCUCACAAUAUCUGUGAUGCUAGGGCAUGCAUCGCAGACGUCAGGAGUCACGCAAAAUGUGCAUGACAAACCUUGCAUCCUUCCAGACCCAGACAUUUUUACAUUUGAUAUGCUCCGGUCGGGAACAACAAUGUGGCUGGCGGGCUCCAAGAGCAGCAGCCGCAGCAGCCGGGCUUUGCUCCCGCGGCCGCGGCUCCCGGGACGGAACAACCCGCACAACCGCAGGAGCAGCAACAGCAGCCCACGGCUGGUUCAUCUACUUUUGCGAACAACGACCGGCAGCCGCCCGCGGCGAACAAUGUUGAGCAGCCUCCGGCCGGCGCAGCGCCAGUGGCGACGCCCAAUCACGGCGCACCGCUCGUGCCGGAAGACCCGACCACGACACCGCCCCCGCGGGAGCAACAUCCGGAUGAACACAAGCGCAGCACCGACCGUCCCUACAAGUCGGCGGCGCCGCGGCCGGGGAACAUUUUCAUGACGGGGAACGACAAGGACCAGCUGCACAAACCCGUGGACUUGAAGAAGCACGACCACCUGUUUCUGAAGCCCGAGAAUUUCGCCAACGCCGACGCGUUUUUCAGCACCGGGGACCCGGACCAGCUGGCCGUGACCGCGUCGCACAGUGACGUAUCAAAUGUAAAAAUGUCUGGGUCUGGAAACUUGUGAUGCUAAAAUGUGCAUGAUGAAAACACUUCCGAAUGCAGUCCGGCAUGACAACUUCCAAAAACGCUUUCUCAUAGGCAAUCCGCAUGAGAAACUGCGUUUUUGCAUGACAAAAGAGGCUGCGACUUUUGUUGGUUUUGCAAUACAGAUUUUCUAGGUAUGGAAAGCCAGCAUUACAAGUUCCAACCCUCCAGACCCAGACAUUUUUACAAUCCAUAUGACGCGUUUCUCUACUACGUCCUGCCCCUGGUGCUCUUCAUCAGCUUGGUCUGCAUCGCGAACAUGGCCAUGGAAAUGUUCACCGUGAAUGACGCGCUCGCGCUGUACAACCGAAAAAACCAGAAGGACUCGAAGCAAACGCGAAAACCCAGCGGCGUUUUCAAAAACUUCUUCAGAAACGGGAACAACGGAAGGGGGAACUCCCGCGACAAGAAGAAGCACGACCGCACUUCGGGCAUGGAAGAAACGCUGGUGUGA
Amoebophrya sp. A120 is the source of this 3323-nucleotide messenger RNA. Lineage: Eukaryota; Dinophyceae; Syndiniales; Amoebophryaceae. The record is from the annotation of a GenBank genome assembly.